Messenger RNA from Plasmodium reichenowi, 2469 nucleotides. RefSeq names its product C-13 antigen. Gene Ontology annotation, cellular component: Golgi membrane; COPII-coated ER to Golgi transport vesicle; endoplasmic reticulum-Golgi intermediate compartment. The transcript has a single exon. NCBI's taxonomy places the organism in Eukaryota, Apicomplexa, Aconoidasida, Haemosporida, Plasmodiidae. The coding region runs from base 1 to 2469 and encodes 822 amino acids. The record is from RefSeq and is a predicted model, not a curated record. Gene Ontology annotation, biological process: endoplasmic reticulum to Golgi vesicle-mediated transport.
AUGAGUUAUAAUAACAAUUAUGUAGAUUUCAAUAUUCAUGAUCGUAGAAAAACAAACAAUGCGAAUUUUAAGGAGGAAGAGAAUUCUUGGAGUAAUAUGAGUUUCAGCAAAGGUAAUAAUUUGAAUAAUAAUGUAAUGAAAAGAGGAGGACAUAUGGAUAUAACAAAUAAUAAAAAUUUUAUGGAUAUAAAUAUUAACGAUAUGAAUAGUAUGAAUAAUUUGAAUAAUUUUUAUAGUGGGCACGCUACAGAUGUUAAUAAUACGGAAAAUGACGAAUCAGCACAUUUAUUAAAUAAAAAUGUACAGUUGGAUAAUGCGUAUGUAAAUAAUUUGAUUAAUCCAAAUGACAACGUGACUCACCCUUUUGCAAAAAAUAUAAACAACAAUACGUCCUCAUCAAAUUAUGUGUCAGCUCAUCCUAUUAUAGGAAGAAACAAAACGAAGGAUAUAUCAAAUGGUAGUUAUAAUAAUAGGAGUAAUACCAGUACAAUAAAUAAUUAUAAUAAUAAUAAUAUUAAUAAUAGUAAUAUUUUUAACAAUAAUGAUAAUAAAAAAUAUUCAUAUAUCCAUAAUUCAAACACAACCAUGAUGACACCAUCUAAUAUAAUAUUAAAUCAUCAUCACAAUAAUAAUAAUAAUAAUAAUAAUAAUGUUACAAAUAAUUUAGGUAGUACCAAUUUUAAUGUAAAUAAUAAAGUUUCUAGCCAUAGCAAUUUAUUAUAUAAUAAUAAAAAUUUCUCAAACAAUAAUAACAACAAUUAUUUUCAAAAUAAUAAUAAUAGUAGUAAUAAUCGAAUUAGUAACUCUAACUUAGCGAUAGAACAAAAUUAUUGUAACCAAUUUUUAAAAAGUAACGAUUCAAAGGAAGGAAGAAAUGUAAUUUUAUCAGAUAAUCUUGCUUUUGUAAAUAAUGUUAAAGUUGAUAAUGAUUCAAAUAAUAAGAAUAUUUUUAAUAAUUAUAAACCAAAUUAUAAUGAUAAAAAUUUCGAACAAAAUAAUAUGAACAUGUCAGGUAAUAGUAUGAACCAAUUUAAUAAUAAUAUGAACAGUUCAGGCGAUGGUAGUUUUGUUGGAAGUGUAGUUAGUAGUGUUAUAGGAUCGACUGCAUCGAAUUUUUUUCAGAAUAAAUUUUUAAAUAAUAAAGAGAACAACGUUGAAAGCAAUAAAGGAAUUGUACAUAAUAUAUUUGAAAGAUUAACAAAUGAUAAAGAAUCAAAAAAUGAGAUAAAUAAUUUGGUACAACAAAAGGUUGCAAAUAUGGUGAUCAAUGAAAUAGAGAAAAAAAUUGAAAUAAAUCAGACUAGUUUUAUAUGUAACAAAUUAUCUGUUUUGAGAGAAUAUUUUGAUGUAACUCAUGCAUAUGUUAUACAGAAAAUAUUAUUUAUAUUGGUUCCUUAUAUAUAUAUACGAAAGGCUUUAUGUGAAUCAAGAACAUAUUAUGUAUAUACACACUUCAAAAGAAAAAUGGAAUCAUCUGAAAAGAAUAAAACAUUUAAUUCUGCAUUUAUUUUAAAUAAUGAUAAUAGUAAUUUUGUUAGGCCUAAUUCGAGUAUAAAUAAUGAGUAUGCGCAACAACAAGGGGGAAGCUUUUUUUAUAAUGAUAAGAGUAAAGGAUAUAUGAGCAACACAUAUAAUAAUAAUAUGAACAAUAAUGUGAAUAAUAAUAAUAUGAAUAAUAAUAAUAUGAACAAUAAUAUGAACAAUAAUAUGAACAAUAAUAUGAACAAUAGUAUGGCACGACAUAAUUCAAACGAUAUUAAUUAUGUUGAUUAUAGUAAUGUGGGUAUUUUUAAAGCAGAUUUAUAUAUUCCCUUAAUGUCAAGUAUUACAUAUAUAUUAUUAUACACAUUAACAAUAACUGCACAAAAACAAAAUGCAACAUUUAAUCCCGAUAACUUGUUUAAUAUAUCAUCAUAUGUAUUUAUUUUACUAUUUAUAGAAACAAUUAUUAUAAAAUUUUUAUUUUUAUUAACAUGUAGAGAUAUUAAUUUAUCCUUUUUACAUAUUCUUUCUUUUAUAUCAUAUAAAUUUGUUAUUAUGUGUGCUUUAAUUAUAACGAAAAUAUUUUUUUAUUUCCUAUAUUUUAUAUAUGCGUCUGUUUUGGGGGUUGGAGGGACAUUUCCUGAUAUCAGUAUGAAAAAUAAUCUUCAUGUGAAUAAAAAAAUGUUAUCAAGUAAUUCACAUAAUACAUUUAAAAAUAUGAAUUAUCAAAGUAUUAGUAAAUUCAGUCCAUUCAAUAUUGUUUUAUUUUUAAAUAGUACGACCACAUAUAGAUUAACACAAUUAUAUUUUUAUAUAACUGUGACUAUACAGAUGAUACAAAUUUUUAAAUCAAUACAUUUAUAUAUACAUGACAAUAAUUCUAAUUUAUCACAUAAGGUUAAUAUCAAAAGGAUUAAUGUUCUUAUACUUAUUUUUUCUUUAUCACAAAUAUUUUUAUGCUGGAUACUUACACCAUCUUUUACAUAA